Molecule: messenger RNA, 5383 nt
Organism: Oryzias latipes (Japanese medaka)
Lineage: Eukaryota; Metazoa; Chordata; Actinopteri; Beloniformes; Adrianichthyidae
Gene: znf142
Product: zinc finger protein 142
Source: RefSeq, a predicted model, not a curated record
UGUCAUGUUUACAUGUGUGAGGUUAGCGACGUACUGAUAAAUAGAAAUAAAUUUAAGUAGAAAGGGUAUCGUGUGCAGUUUAGUGUAUAUAAUAUUUAUCUCGAAAGCGGAAGCAAUAAACUAAAAUUGGCGGAAACUAAAACUUUUUUCGAGCAAACGGCACAAAAAAAUGCUAGCUUUUAGCUAAGACGUCGAAGAUGCUUAGAUUUUAUUUUUUUAACAAUCGCCUCAUGAUGGCUUCACAAGCGCAGCUGAAGGCUUUUUAAGUUAAAAAAUGCCUCAUUGUAAACAAAUGGGCUUAAAGUAUUACAACAGGGGUCUCUUUUAAAUUGUCAUGGAAAAUUCAUGGAACAGACAUGAACUGAAUUCUCAGCCCCGCCCACAAACCCAAACAUCUUCAUGCAGUCAAGGUAAGCUGGACAUGUAUAAAUGUUCCCAGUGCAAUCAAGUGUUUGGGAAGCCCGCUGCUUUGAAACGCCACUUCAAAGUCAAUCACAGGGAGCCUCACAUCAAGGACAGCUUCACCUGUUUUGAGCAAGGAUGUCAGUUCAGCAGCAGCAGCGCCAACCGUCAGGAGUACCAAUCCCACCUGACAUCCAAGCAUGGUCUGGACCUCAUUCCCUGCACUUCUCCAUCCUGUACGUGGGCAUUUCCUACACGUGAAGAGAUGGAAGGCCAUCGGGAGAGCCAUUUGCCAUUUGGGUGUUUUUGCUGCCCAUUUGUUGCAAAAUCUGCAAAAGCUUUGAGGGAUCACCUGGUGGAUUGUAACCGUUUGUACAAUAACCCUGAAGGUAGCCAAACUAAAUCCACCCCGACACCCAAAGGUCCAAAAAGAUCUAAAAGAAAACUUGAGUCUCCUUCUGUCUCAUCCUCAUUACAUGAUGGGCACGUGCUCGAAAGGAAAAAAAGUAACAACAAAAGACUGAGGAUUACAGUGGAAAAAGACAAAUCUUCAGCACCAGAUGCGGCACCUCUGCCAUCCAAAGAGUACCUUGCAGAGGGAGCAGAAAGCGUCUAUCGGACCCACACCUGCCCCAAGUGUCGUCGCUGCUUUAAGAUGCGCUCUCACCUGCAGGAGCACCUGCGUUUGCAUUUCCCUGACCCCAGUCUCCAGUGUCCAACCUGCCAGCGUUUCUUCACCAGCAGGACCAAGCUGCGAGUACACAGACUCCGGGAGGCUGGGGAAAAGACCCAGUGUUGCAGCAUGUGUGAAUACACUGCCGUGGAGAGGAACGCAAUACGUCGCCAUCUUGCCAGUGUGCACACCGAUGAGGCAGAAUGUGUUGCAAAAAAUCCCAGUUUUGUCUGUCCAAGCUGUGGCAAAAACUUUACCCAGGCUCGUGCUCUGAAGGCACACAUGAAGACGCACAACAUCCCCUCAGACAGCAGGUCAUUGGCCUGUUUCCAUGAGGGCUGUUCCUUUCAAACCUUUCUGCGUAAAGAGCUUAUAAUACACGCCGCUGAAAUGCACGGGGUCAAAGCAGUGGAGUGUCGUCACCACGCUUGUGCUGCCAUCUUUCAAAGCGAGGCCCACAUGGAGGCUCAUCAUCAGAAACAUCUGGCCUAUCACUGCACAGAGUGUGAGUUCUCAUGUUCCAAUAAAACAGUCUUCCUUCGGCACCAGCGGGACGGUCACCCAGGAAAGGAAGAGCUUUGCUGCAGCUUUUGCUCAUUUGUGACCUUUAACCCUGUGGAGUUUGAGCAGCAUCUUGGACAUUUACACGCCAACGAGAAGAUCCACCACUGCUCUCAGUGCAGCUACUCCACUUCGCAUAAACGGGGUUUGAAGCGGCACAUGCUGAUGCACAGCGGCGAGAAGCCACACAAGUGUACUUUGUGUGACUUCAGGUGUCGAGACGAGUCUUACCUCUCCAAGCAUAUGCUCACCCACUCAGAUGACAAGAACUUUAUGUGCUCUGAAUGUGGAUACGUCACCAAAUGGAAGCACUACCUCACGGUCCACAUGAGGAAACACGCUGGAGAUCUCAGGUACUCAUGUGAUCAAUGCCAGUAUCGUUGUCAUCGGCCGGACCAGCUCACCAGCCACAAAUUACGACAUCAGGCUAAAUCCCUCAUGUGUGAGGUCUGUGCCUAUACCUGCAAGCGCAAAUCUGAGCUUCGCAAUCACAUGUUAGCCAAACAUUCUGUUGGGGAGAAGCACCUGGCAGUGCACAAGUGCAAAUACUGUGCAUACUCCACGCUCCACCGACAGGCACUCCAAAACCACGAGAACUGCAAGCACACCAAGCUGAAAGAGUUUCACUGUGCCCUCUGUGUGUAUUCAUCUUUCAGCAGCAUCAGCCUCUUCCUUCAUAAAAAGAAAGCCCAUGACUACGUUCCUGGUGACAAAAAAUGGCUGGAAAACUAUGCAGCCAAGGAAAAAGAGAGGGCCGCAGCAGAGCUCCUGCAGGAUUUUUACAUGAAACCAACACUCGAUCCGGAUCAGUCUGAGGAGUCAAGUCUCAUGGAGCCUGCCUCAUCUGGUGCACCUGACAGACGGGAGUCUGCUGAACAUUAUCAGAGCUGGGAAAGUACUGCUACUCCUCUCCCUGUGGAUUCUGUCGUUGAUGUUGUCCCACAGGAAGAUAGUCAUCAGUAUGUGUCAGAUGGCCCACCUGAGCGCUACUGCACACUUGUGUUGAGCACUCUAACAAGCACCACAAGCUCUUCUUUAGAGGAAAACUGUGAGAGCACCCCCACUUUAUAUGAUAACAAAUCACAUGCACUGCAAGAAAAUGUCAACUUUUCCACACUUAUGAGUUCAUCAGAGGAAGACAGUGCAGCAGUGCAGACGGGAGCAUGUGAACAGAAGGAUUCAGAAGACUCCUGUGAACAUUUGAUCGACGCAAGUCCUCCUGUGAAGCAUACAGAGUGUCAGAUUUCGACACCUGAAGAGGAAAAUAGUACACUACAACAUAACAUGCAUCUGAAAGCAAUGAAGAAACACGACAUGGACCAAGCAGAAACCAUGGUUCCAGAGGGACACGUAAAAAUGCUUGUGGUCCAAUCAGAAACUACGUAUCAAUGUGAUAAAUGUUCAUAUGUGACGUGUAAAGAGAGAGCAUUUAGGCACCACCACCAAGCAUUGUGCCACAAAAAGAUGAAGGAGCACACGUGCCAGACCUGUGGGGUGCAGUUCAAGCAAAGACGGGGCCUCCAUAACCACCUGAGAAGGACAUGUCCAUCCCACUCCCGCAAAGCAUUUCUGCAAGAUUCAAAUCCAUGUCAGGCUGCAAAUGCGGUCUCUACUGAAGGUUAUGAGGAACCCAAAGGAAUUGAUGGUCAUCGAAGAUCAAAUGAGAUGCAGCAAAAGGAGAUUUUCAUCAAUUUAAAAUCCAACUCUGAAGCCCUCAUCUCCUCAGUACCACAGCAACAGAAAAUUACAAAUCAGGCAAAAAAAGGUUCCAACUUCGAGGUUUUGAAAAGAUCAACCAGCUUCUCACUCAGCAACAAAUUAAAAUACAGCAAAAGGAAUGUUUUUCUGCAGGAAAAAAACACUUACAUUAAAAAGAAGGGAGCAUUUAUUUGCAGGUUGUGCAGGUUUACAUCUGGUACGUUACAGACAGUUAGGCAGCACAUGUUAACUCACAGAGAAACGUACAAAAAAAUAGAAAAUCAAACUAGCGCAGAAAUGGUCAGUAAGUAUCUUUUGCCCAGACGCAGAAAAGGUCACGCAGAGAAGAAUAUGGAUGGCCCACAGAUGGGUCAAGUGUUUAGGUGUCCAAAUUGUGCCUUUAGGUGCUCUGAGAAAAAUCUGUUGGACAACCAUGAAGAAACAGGCUGCAUGAAGGCGGGUGAAGUACAGUGUACCGAGUGUUCGUUUGUUGCUGCAUCAAAAGUUUCUUUGACCCGUCACGUCCUGUACACUCACAAGAAAAAGGUGUUUUUUGAUGCUAAGUGGCAACGUUUACGUUGCCAGCACUGCGCCUUCAGUUGUAGGCAUAAAGGAAUCAUGGAACGACACAUUUUGUUAAAACAUAAAAGUGCUCGGCACACAACAACAAAGAAAGAUGAGUCUCUGCGCUCUGGGAUUAGACGCUACUGCUGCAACAUGUGUGACUUCAGCGCCCAAACACCCCACCGCCUAAGACGGCACAGCCACAGGUGUCACUCAGGGGAUUUACCACAUGUUUGCACUCACUGUGAUGCUCCAUUUAGUUCCGAUAUUGCUUUGAGAAACCACUGCCAACGUUCGCACUCCAUACAGGUCAGCUUUUCAUGCAAACAGUGCGACUUCACAUGUGCCCGUGAUGGCUUACUCAAAGCUCACCAGCAGAGCAAGCACCCCAGAGUAAAAUGCACCACCUGCCAGAAAUCCUUUGAGACAGAGAAAAGCCUGGAGAUUCAUCAGAGAGCCCACCAUGUGCACCAGUGCCAAUCGUGCCCCUUUUCUUCAAAAACAAAGCAACUGUUAGCCGACCACCUUCUGAGUAAACACGAGGAGGGGUCCCCUGAGAGCAAGCCUCUGAAGUGCAGCAUCUGUCCAUUUUGGUGCCGCCAUCACCUGGUGUUAGAGCAGCAUCUUCGCUCACAUGGCAGUAAGCGGAUGUAUAAAUGCACUGACUGCCAGUACUCGACUCGAAACAAGCAGAAGAUCACAUGGCACAUUCGCAUCCACACCGGAGAGAAGCCCUACAGCUGUGAGCAGUGCACGUACACCUGUGCUGAUCCAUCCAGGUUAAAGCUUCACAUGAGAGUCCAUCAAAAGGAGAAGAAGUAUCUUUGUCCUGACUGUGACUACAAGUGUAAGUGGGCAACCCAGCUGAAGUACCACAUGACCAAGCACACAGGAGAGAAGCCGUACGCCUGUGAUCAGUGCGAUUACCGCACCAACAGAGCAGAUGCGCUCCGAGCGCACCGCGACACCCAGCACUGCGACGCACGCUCUUAUGUCUGCGAGAAAUGCGGCAAAGCCUUCAAAACGAGUUUCAUAUUGAAGACCCACCAGCGGAAGCACAUCGCCGGCCGGCCGUACACGUGCGGAGUCUGCCAGAAGGCCUUCAGGUGGCCAGCGGGGCUCAGGCAUCACUACCUGUCUCACACCAAACAGCAGCCGUUCCGCUGCCGCCACUGCUCCUACAGAGCUAAGCAGAGAUUCCAGGUGGUGAAGCAUCUUCAGCGCCACCAUCCGGAGAUGCCAACAGAGCAAGGCGUGGUUAAGGACUCGGAAGCGGGUACCCUCACUUUGAAGGAGGCUUUGCAGGGGACUUUAGAUGAAAAAGCUGCUACUCCGGUCAUCGGGGAAGAGAAAACAGCAAUGAGAGAGGCACGUAAAAUAUAAAUCUGUUGGUCUUUUACUGCUUGACAUUACUUUUUGUGAAAAUAGGAAGCAAGAAGAACCAGACAGGUUUUAAUUUACUGAAUUUUAUAUAUUUUUGCAAAA